Molecule: messenger RNA, 222 nt
Organism: Postia placenta MAD-698-R-SB12
Lineage: Eukaryota; Fungi; Basidiomycota; Agaricomycetes; Polyporales; Adustoporiaceae
Exons: 1
Biological process (GO): protein secretion
Source: RefSeq, a predicted model, not a curated record
CUCCAUAGUACCCUUGAUCCCAUCCUCGGUGUCUUCACUGGGGCUCUUGCAUAUUACCUUUACGAGAAUAAUCCUCGUUCUGGCAUACAGCGAGAAGAUAGACUUUCAGAGCUGGUGCAAUGGAAGCUUGCAAAAUGGAAAAGUGAACGGGAGAAACGACUGACCAGUCCAAAUGAUACAGACGUUCUCACCGCGAUCAAGGCCGAAGUGGAGAAGGAAUGA